CAACAAACCAGAAAAAGAAAAGAAGAUGAAAAAGGAAAAGAAGAUGAAGAUGUUUGCAUGGCAACACCCUGUGCAGUAUUAGCAGAGGAGAGGCUGGGGGAGGAGCAGAACUGAAACGUGCUGCGGUAAGAAGACGAUCACUUGUGCCAACAAAGCAUUGAAAUGAUUUCUUCAGAAGAGGCAGAAACUGACAGGAGCAGAAGUCAUCAGUGUCAGAAGUGUGGGAAAUCUUUCAGUCGGAUCUGCAGUCUCAGAAGACAUGAACUCACUCACCCUGCAGAGGAACCAUACCAGUGUGAACACUGUGACAGCUCUUUCAGCCAACUAAAGACUUACAAGCUACACCUGCACACCCACGCUGAGGAAACACCAUCCAACUGCGACCAGUGUGGGAGGCAUUUCAGCAACCAGAGUUCCUACAGGAAACACCUGCGGGAUCACACCGGACCAUACCAGUGUGACCAAUGUCAGAAGACUUUCAGUUACUUUAGUAUUUACAAGAUACAUAUGCGUGUACACACUAAAGAAAAGCCUUACUGCUGCGACCAGUGUCCAAAGAGUUUUAGUUUUUUAAGUUCAUACAAGCGGCACCAGCUCAGCCACACUGGAGAGAAGCCGUACCAGUGUGACUUUUGUGGAAAAAGUUUCACUCAAUCAGGGCAUUUCAGUCUGCAUUUGCGUAACCAUACUGGGGAGAAACCACAUGAGUGUGACCAAUGUGAAAAGUCUUUCAGUGACUUAAGUAGUUACAAGAUACACCUGCGUGUCCACUCAGGAGAGAAACCAUACUGCUGUAGCCAGUGUGGGAGGAGCUUCUCUCAGUUAGGUAAUUACAAAUCACAUCUGCGUAUCCACACCGGAGAAAAGCCUUUCCGCUGUGAACUGUGUGAGAAAAGCUUCUCUAUCUCAAAGACCUACAAACAACAUGUGCGUACCCACACUGGAGAGAAACCGUUUCAGUGUAAAGAAUGUGGGAAAGGUUUUGGUCGACUAAGUAACUACAUGCGUCACCUUCGUAUUCACUCCGGAGAACAGCCAUACAGCUGUGACCAGUGUGGGAAAUGUUUUAACAGUUCAUAUAGUUACAGCCGGCACCUGCGUGUGCACACCGGAGAGAAACCGUACUGGUGUUCACACUGUAAGAGGCUGUUUACUCGCUCUCAGUCAUUAAAGAAACACCGCUGUGUUGCAGUAGAGGACGAAAGUUCCACUGUGUGUAAACAAGAAGCACAACUGAGCUGCUCCCCAGCAGAACCAACCAAUGACCACCAACAGCAGCCUGUACAGUAAACUACAGUGUGCGUGUUCAUGGUGAUGAAGCAGCAUGUCACCCAGUCCAGCAGCCUUUUUAAUUUGUAUGUUAUUGUUUCUGGACAAAUGUGGAGCUCUAUCUAAGGAAUAAGAUAUUUGAAGCUUUGAGCCCCAGCGACACAAAAGUUAAAUACAUCUUCAUGAUUUGUUCAUGAUAUUUGUUGACAUCUAAGAUGCAAUAUGCUGCAUUUCCCCAAGAAAGCAUGGUAUGGACUGAUUAUUCUUGAGCUUCCCCAUAUCAACAGCUUCAAUCCCAAUUUUUCAGUGAUCAAAUUUCUUUACAACUUGUAACAACAACAACAACAACAACAGCAACAACAGCAACAACAACAACCACCACAACCACCACAACCACCACAACCACCACAACCACCACAACCACCACAACCACCACAACCACCACAACCACCACCACAACCACCACAACCACCACAACCACCACAACCACCACAACCACCACAACCACCACAACCACCACAACCACCACAACAACCACAACAACCACAACAACAACCACAACCACAAUCACAACCACAACCACAGGGUAUCUGCAAAUUUUUUGCGACCCUUUUUGAUAAAAAUAUAUUUGCUGCAUCAACCAGACAACAUGCAUCAUUAUUGAGGAGGGGUGCAUCGAUUGUAGAAUUCAUUGUUUUUGUUGAUCCCCGUUCUGUGCGAGCGAAGACUUCGUCAUCGUUAUGAAAAAUGGAAUGUUAAAAUCUACUUGGUAGUACACCCUACUGCUUUUUUUUUCAAAAUGUAUAUGUUUUACAUACAUACGUUUUGCAUCUUAGCCUGUUGAAGUAGAAACUCUACUGCUAAAGUGAGCAUCUCUGUUGCAGGCAGCCACAUCUAAUCCCAGAUGCGAGGCACUUUGGCAGGAAACAUGUCCUUCUCACUGCAUGUAUCUGAUCUGUCAAACUGACAUGUGAUGGAUGUUUUACAUUUUCAUUCCGGAGUCUUGUCUGCUUCUUCUCUGGAUCAGCAUCUUGGUAUUGCCUGUUGUCUGAGUCCAACUGCAAUGGACAUUUUGCCAGUGUACAAAUGUGUGAGAAGGUUUGCCCACUGCAGAUGUGAUUUGUUAAACGUUAUGCUCAGUAUAUGUGUAGAUUUAAAGAAAAUAUUCAUUUCAUGUGAAAUGAUCAUAGUCCAUCAUAACAGUGUUGGGCCCUUUCAAGUUUAUGAGUGGUCAAACACGUGAAAUUUUAAAUAUAUUAACAAACAGCACACUAUUACGAUUAUUACUGACACAUUUAUUAUGUAAUGUAGUGUAGUGUCUGUCUGUGAUCCAUGGAAGAUAAAGAUUGAAGUCACCAUUAAUUGGCUACUAAUGGAAUAUUGUAAAACUAAAUAAAUGUGUCUGAAAAAAAGGUUUUUAACGGAGUGCUCAAAUGACCGAAUACAUACAGUGGGGCAAAAAAGUAUUUAGUCAGCCACCAAUUGUGC
Molecule: messenger RNA, 2757 nt
Organism: Eleginops maclovinus (Patagonian blennie)
Lineage: Eukaryota; Metazoa; Chordata; Actinopteri; Perciformes; Eleginopidae
Product: zinc finger protein 239-like
Exons: 3
Coding region: 163-1290 (375 amino acids)
Biological process (GO): regulation of transcription by RNA polymerase II
Molecular function (GO): RNA polymerase II cis-regulatory region sequence-specific DNA binding; DNA-binding transcription factor activity, RNA polymerase II-specific
Source: RefSeq, a predicted model, not a curated record